CAGUACACGUAAUGAACACUGAUUCACUAAAACUGAACCAUCAUCUUGAUUGGUAGCCCUCUAUAUAAACCCCAAUAAUACUUACAGAUUCCCAUACGAAGCAACUAACUUUGAAUAGUUCUAUUUCUGUCCAUCAUUCUGUUCCUUCGCCAAAAAAAAAAAAGCCAACUCUCCCUUUUUGGGCAAAUUAAGCUCAUCUUCUGUGCACCAUCACCCGAAAAACAAGCCAUCCCAAGAUGGAUUUUUUGAAGAAAUUUACUGACUCGGCCACCCCCCAAACCAAGGCUGAAACUACUGACAAAUCAGCCCCAGCAUCCGAAGAAAACAGCAGUCUGCUUUCAAGUGCUAAGGUGGUGGCUGAUGCAGCAAGAUCCACCGUUCAGAAUGAACCUGCAGAGAAAAAACAUGAUAAUGCUGAGGUUGCUGGGGCAGCUGCUGAUCUUCUUGAUGCUGCCCAAAAUUAUGGGAAGCUUGACAAGACUGGUGGAGUUGGAAGCUACGUUGACAAAGCUGGGAAUUAUCUUCAUGAAUAUGAAACUUCUCAUUCUACAAAGCCAAAAGCUUCUGAACAACCUAAACCCUCAUCUGAGAAAGAAGAAGAGCCGGUUGAAUCAGCCAAGCCCACUUCUGACGAGCCUAAGGCUGAGAAACUAGAAGAAGAGCCUAAAGCUACACCUGAGAAAGAAGAAACUAAAGAGCCAGUUACUUCUGAAGAGCCUAAGCCUACAGCUGAGAAAGAAGAAGUUGAAGAGCCGGCUAGUGAAUCAGCUCCCGCGCGCACUACUACUGAAGAGCCUAAAAAGGAAGAAGAGCCGAGUGAGUCAGCAAAGCCCACCACUGAUUCAGAGGAGAAGACGGGUGGGUUAGGAGACUAUGCUAAGGCUGCUGGGGGAUUCUUGAAGAAAGAGGGAGAAUCAGCUGAAGGUGAGAAAGGAGAAUCUGGAGGGAUUGGGCAGUAUGCUAAAUUGGCUGAGGGAUACUUGAGCAAACCAUCUGAUUCUGAAGGCAGCAAAACUGAUGGAGGAGAUUUACUGAAGAUGGCUGGAGGUUUCUUGGGGAAAAACUGAUGAUUUCAGCCAGUUAUAUAUCACCUGAUCAAAGCCAUCUGUUUAUAGUAGCAAGCAUGCCAGCUUUUGUCCUUGGAUUUUUAUCUUUCAAGUUUGAUGGUGGUGUCAUAUAUGUUUAUAAUGUGUGCGUGUUUUUCUUUGCAAUUCUCAUGAGUGUAUUGAAACCAAAGUAAAAUCAAUUGGUGUGAUGUGUAAUGUAUGUGUGUAAAUGCGAUUUGUGAAGCAGAUGGCCUCCUGUUGUAAUUGUUUUACUAAAUUUGUAGUAUUUUCCAUGCAUCUUCCAGAUU
Messenger RNA from Coffea eugenioides, 1354 nucleotides. RefSeq names its product brain acid soluble protein 1 homolog. The coding region runs from base 237 to 1067 and encodes 276 amino acids. The transcript has a single exon. Gene Ontology annotation, biological process: response to heat; regulation of abscisic acid biosynthetic process. Lineage: Eukaryota; Viridiplantae; Streptophyta; Magnoliopsida; Gentianales; Rubiaceae. The record is from RefSeq and is a predicted model, not a curated record.